UAAUUUGGUAAUGAAAUAGGAAUGGAAUCGGAAAACGGCAUGCAACAAAAUGGAAAAAGACAAAGAGAUCUUAGACAGUGGUCCAAGGAGGAGGAUGAAGCCCUUCUCGACAUUUUGAUUGAAGCUGUGGAUCAAGGUCAAAGACUUGAUAAUGGACAAUUCCAAGCACAUACUUUGGAAACAGCUGAGGUAAAAUUGGAGCAAAAGUUUCCUGGAUGUGGAAUUAAGGUGAAACCACACAUUGAAUCUGCAAUGAAGAGGUUAAGAACAACUUAUCAUACAAUUUAUGAUAUACUAAAUCAAAGUGGAUUUGGUUGGGACGAUGAAAAAAAAUUGAUUGAGGUUAAUGAUGAUGUGUGGAAUGAGUAUGUGAAGAGUCAUCCAAAUGCAAAAGAUUAUAGUUAUACACAAAGUAUACUUCUUGAAAAGCUUGCUCAAGCUUUUGGAAAUGAUCUCGCUACUGGUAAAGAAGCUGUUACCCCUGCCGAUGUUGUUGAGGAGAUGGAUAAAGAAGAAGAACAAGUUAGAAGAAAACAAGAGGAUAUGGAAAGUCAGCCAAUAAAAAGAAAUAGAGGAACAAACUUGAUUGCUAAUAGCAUUUCUGAACUAGGAAAGAAUCUCGGGUACUGGCUUGAAAAAAGUUCUGAAAGAUGGGCUGAAGUUGUAAAUUGUCUUGGAGUUGACAAGCAAGUAUUUGAUGAGUCUAGGGGCCUCAUAGAUGAGUUGAAGAAAAUGGAUUUGACAGAACUCGAGCGUUUUGAGGUAGCAGAGAAAAUUUUAUCCAUGCCUUAUCGUUUGCACAUAUUUUGGGGUUGUGAUGAUGUUCACCGCCUUGCAUAUGUUAAAACGUUGAUCUAGCACUUUGAUAGGAAACUAUGUCCCUUUACCAUGUCCUUUUUGUUUAUUGCUUAUGGUGUUUUUUUCAUUCUAGGGGGUUUUAUUAAUCUUG
Messenger RNA from Lotus japonicus, 949 nucleotides. RefSeq lists its product as uncharacterized. The transcript has 2 exons. The record is from RefSeq and is a predicted model, not a curated record. Bases 22 to 858 code for a protein of 278 amino acids. Lineage: Eukaryota; Viridiplantae; Streptophyta; Magnoliopsida; Fabales; Fabaceae.